This is a messenger RNA of Cantharellus anzutake, 2872 nucleotides long. RefSeq names its product SPX-domain-containing protein. The coding region runs from base 120 to 2699 and encodes 859 amino acids. NCBI's taxonomy places the organism in Eukaryota, Fungi, Basidiomycota, Agaricomycetes, Cantharellales, Hydnaceae. Gene Ontology annotation, cellular component: vacuolar transporter chaperone complex; fungal-type vacuole membrane. The transcript is spliced from 14 exons. The record is from RefSeq and is a predicted model, not a curated record.
UGCCUAGCUCACAACUACAUUCAAGCAGCCAUCGGAGUAUUCCGGUGCACGUUGCUCCUAAUUUGGAAACUCCGGAACUCCUUCACGUCGACGCCAUCUUCCGCCACUCCGUUGCGGCGAUGAAGUUCGGUCGCAAGAUCAAGUCUUCGGCAUAUGCUGAAUGGAAAGUUAAAUACAUCAAUUAUGACGCACUCAAGCAGAUGCUCAAAGAGAAGACCCAGUCUGGUCCGUGGACAGACGGCGAUGAGGCUGAAUUCACUCAUGCCCUUGAGCUCGAACUGGAGAAGAUCCAUGUCUUCCAACGUGAAAAAGCUGCUGAACUAUCCGAACGAAUCAACGAGGCGGAGGCAUCUGUUAGGCGCCUGGUUGCGGAUUAUGAAGAAGAGGCAGAUGGCCAUGAACAUCCCAAUGUUCCAACUUCGGCAAAUAACGUUCAUGGAGACGUCGAGGCCGCGAUACAUUCCAACGUUGUGUCCGCGUCUGACGAUGCAGGAUCUGAUGAUGAUAUCGAUGACACCGGAAGUGAUGGCUACAGUGUUGACGCAUUGGUCGAGCAAUUCCGUGUUCUGGAGGAGGAAGUCGCAAUCCUCGUAGCCGACAUCCACGACUUAGCAUUGUAUACUAAGUUAAACUUCACGGGCUUUAUUAAAAUUGUUAAGAAACACGAUAAGAAAACGAAACGUUCCCUUAAAGCCACCUUCGUCCAGGACUAUCUCGAUAAACGACCAUUUUACAAAUUUAAUUACGACUCCAUCAUUGUUAAGCUAUCGAACCUCUACAACUUGGUGCGGACUCGAGGUCACCCCGUGGAAGGCGAUGCUAGUGCCGGAGGUUCCCAGAGCGCAUUUGUGCGCCAGACCACGAAAUAUUGGGUUCACCCUGACAAUUUGGUUCACCUCAAGUUGGCUAUUCUCCGUCAACUCCCUGUGCUUGUUUUUAAUCCUGAUAAGGAAUACGAGCUCAAGGAUUCAGCCAUUUCUUCGAUCUACUUUGAUAAUGAGGAUCUAGACCUAUAUCUGGGACGCUUGGAAAAGACAGAAGGCGCGGAAGCCAUUCGCCUCAGGUGGUAUGGCGAUACGGAUGUAAAAUUGGUAUUCGUCGAGCGUAAGACUCACCGUGAAGAUUGGACGGGCGAGAAGUCGGUCAAAGCUCGUUUUCCUAUUAAAGAAGAUAAGGUCAAUGCCUUCCUAAGAGGAGAUUACACGAUGGACGAUGAAUUCGACGAACUACUGAGGAAGGGGAAGAAGAAGGAGAGCGAAGUAGAAAACACGAAACAACUCGCGAACGAAGUUCAGUAUGCGAUAUACACCAGAAGGCUCCGACCAGUUAUGCGGACAUUCUACAAUCGCACAGCCUUUCAGCUCCCUGGUGAUGCCCGUGUCCGUAUUUCUCUCGACACUGAGCUCACCAUGGUGCGUGAGGAUAAUUGGGACGGGAAAAGACGUGCGGGAGACAACUGGAGGCGAACUGAUAUUGGCAUCGACUAUCCAUUUUUGCAAUUGGAGCCAGGGGACGUAGAACGAUUCCCCUACGGUGUGCUAGAGGUCAAGCUCCAAACACAACUGGGUCAAGAACCUCCAGAUUGGGUUCGGGAGUUAGUCUCUAGUCACUUGGUAGAGGCCAUACCCAAAUUCAGCAAAUUCAUUCACGGCUGCUCAACGCUUCUCCCUGACCGAGUUGAUCUGGUGCCAUUCUGGCUUCCUCAAAUGGACACUGAUAUUCGGAAACCGGAUAGAGGCGCUAUGCUCAUCGAACGACCUCAAUCCUCGCAUACUCCAACAACUUCGUCCCAAUCGCCGCAAUUGGAGACACCUGCUGCUGCUGAUCAGGACGAACCCGUCUUUGGCUCGUACACAGAGCCGGUUUCUGAAGGAGAAGAAGAUGAGAACAUGGAUCUCGCAGUACCGCUGGACGAAGCACGGCGCAUGCAAUUGCCGGACGCCCAAGUAGCAGAGGCCCAGCAAUUCCGAGAAGCUGUCUUGCGAAAAGAGGCAGAAGCACGGUUGAAGGAUGGGAAGAAGAAGGCGAAAGACUUUGCUGUUGCCAAUGGUGAAGGUGAUGAUGGAAGUGAUGAACGCGUCCCCUAUCUUCGGAGACGUUCUUCAGUCCCUGCUGAACGCCCGAAAGGAUUGUCGAUAGAUCCUCUGGCCCCGGCGCUUACGUUCGAUCAAUCAUUCUGGUCUAAACUGAAGCCCAAGGUGAAUGGCGCUUUAAAAAUACAGGAUACUACUAUCGUUGAGGAUGACGAAAGGGCGCCGUUGCAAGAGGAAGACCUCGCACCCGACCAAAGGAUAUUGGUUCAAGAUUUUCGCGCCGAGGAAGGGAAAAAGAUCGCUGUGCCUGUUCGCAUCGAGCCCAAAGUCAUCUUUGCGAAUGAGCGGACGUUUUUGAGAUGGACGCACUUCUCGGUUCUGGUGGGCUCCAUUGCCACAACGCUUCUCAACUUUGUCGAUCCUAAUGAUGGAAUUGGUCUCCUGUCGGCUGGCACAUUCACUUUUGCCGCCCUUCUUUCUGUCGCAUACUCCUGCAGCAUUUUCGUCUUCCGUGCUUAUAGCAUGAGGAAACAUCACGCUGAGGGUUGGUACUAUGAUGAAUAUGGACCCACCAUAUUGUGUGCAGUCUUGAUUGUUUGCAUUGGUGUGAAUUUUGCGCUGAGAUGGCGUGAAGUUGCCACUGGUGCAAAUAUUAACCUCUUCUAAAAUUGGUAUUGGAUAUAUUUUUCAAAAUUCAAAUUGGGUGUAUUUUUACUGGUUCGCAGGCUGGAUUGCUGGGUCUUGUUCUCGUUAAUAUUGCAGUUCCUUAGAUGAUUCGGGGAGCUUGUCCAUGUGCACUGGUUCCUGACUGUACCUAAAACUGCGUAUAUAGUAAUAUA